GAUGUUGACCUAAUUAGUAUGUACUAUGUGACCUGAUUUCACCGUGGACUAGAAAGGUGUGACCCAGUAAUAUAAACAGGUGUGAUAGACUCUACAGCUAAAUAAGACAGUGAAGGUUCUCAUAAUCUGCUGAAGAAAUCACAAUGGCAGAGACAAGCACCACACAAACCACUACCACCACCACCACAUCCUCCUUUGACAUCUCUGUGAGCUUUGACUAUCUGAAGACUGUGCCUGGGAUAUUUGUGAUUGUGGAAUUGGUUUUGAGCCUCAUUGUGUUAAUCUGUGCAUCCCUGGCAGUAAUUUAUGGUGGGUUUGGCUGGGUGGUGUUUGUGGCUGUUCUGGGACUCAUCUGUUCCAUUCUCCUCAUUGUCUUCUACAUCCUGGGCUUUGUUAGCAGGAUCUCUAUGUGGCUGCUACUGGAAUUUAUUUACUAUGUGGUGAUGUUUCUCUUCUGGAUCAUAGCAUUCAUAGUGGCUGCAGUUUUGACUGGCCAGAACAAUCAGUCCAUCCUGUACCUUUGGUAUUUUCGUACGACCAGUUAUCUUGGAGCCAUGAUUGCUGCUACUGUCUUCUCCUGCUUUGCAAUGAUCAUCUUUGGGAUUCAUUGCUUCUUUGCGUUCCGUGCGUGGAGAGGUCAGCCAUUGUUUGCCACUGUGGUGACCAGUGGUCAGACCAGCACCAGUGCCCAGAAGACAACCACAGUGACCUCUGGCUAGACAUGAGAACUGGCUCCUCUUGGCUGCAACUGAAACCAAAGCAACAUUAUAGAGUGACAAAUGGGGGUUUUCAGGUUUUCUUAUAGUUUUCUAAUUAUAAGUUUGUAUUAAAAAAUUACGUGAAAUUGGAUAGGUAAUAAAACAAUAUAAAGUCAAUAUUGCAAGAAAUAUACGAAUUCUUGCAUAUUUGUCCACAAACUUGUUUUCUCAAAAGAAAAAAUAUUAAGAUUACUGUGUUUUAACCAUGAUUUCAAAUACUUUGUAUCAAUGACCAGAAUGUUUGUAAGCAGUCACAUUAAUCAAUAUUUUUGAAGCCAAGUUUUAUAAAGAAUUCCAACAUUCCAGAAUGCUUUAAACAUACUGUGUAUGACCAGCUGUCCAGUUAGUGUUAACUUCCCUUGGAUAAUAGGGACGUUUGUUAUAUGGUAUUUCAAGUAGAUUUUAAUAUCUCAUGAGCAGGUGAUUUGUUUGUAAUGUUUAUAUGGACCAAGUUGUAAACCAAGGAACUUUUGAACUUAUGAAGGUUAGAUGUUUUGCAUGUACAUGUGCUAUUUGAAAUGUACGGUUAUUUGCAUAGAAAAAGUUGGACAUCAGUGAGAUUUAUCAUAUGUUAGUGGUAAAAUUUAUAUUAUUUGAUUUUUUAUGCAUUCCUUGGCUGGGGUUGUUUAUUCUCUGAAUAUGUGCAAGUUUUGUUUUGAUGUGUGGUGUUACACUGUAGAAGGAUUACUGGUUUAAGGGGGGGGGGGUCACAUUUCAGUGUGUGCUGGUACAGUGUAGACAGAGACUGGCUUAAAGGGGGCAUAUUUCAAUGUGUGCUGGUAUACGAUGUAGACAGAGACUGGUUUAAUGCAGUAUAUGUAAUUAGUCAUUCCAGAGAACUGACCUAAGCUUGCUAGCUAAACUGUAUCAUAGAGCUCAACCAAUCUCUCAGUAAUCCCAAUAGCUGCAAAUACUAGUAAUGUAUGUAUAUGCCGAUUUAAGUUUAUGAAAAAAGAAUUAACUGAUACAUUGAAGUGAUGCUUAGACCUUAAGGCACUGCCCAUUGUUGACCAGUCAUCAAACUAUUGUUAGCUGCAUGUUAAUGUCAUCACAAUGAUUUGAUGUUAAUUUAAAUGAAAAAAAUUCCCAAAAAAAAUACCAAAUAUAAUUUGUGGUGAAAGCGUGUACAGAUCUAUCUGUAAGUGGUGCCCACUGGUGGAAAUAGUGUUAACUUUAUUUUAUUUUGUAUCUUCAGUGUGUGUCUAUUUAUUGACAUCUUGCUUCUAAAGCUGUUAUUUUGCCAUACGUGCUAGUAAGCAAUUACUUGCUACUGACGGUGCUGCUUUGCUAUGUGUAAAUUCACUGUUCCCAUUUUAUACGUUUUACCGCGUGUCAUAUUUUAUAUUUUGUCAGCAUUUUUGCUGAUAUCAGCUGAUUACUUCAUUAUGCUAUGCCUGUUCUAUGUAGUUAUAAGACAUUUAUACUGCUCUGUGUAUUUUCAUAUUCAAGUGUGCUUCAGUUGUUUUUAUACAGUAUGUUUGAGCAAUAAUUAAUUGCUUGAGUGCCCAGUCAGAAAAGGAAGCAUUUCAAUAUCCCAUCCUGCUUAUUUCAUUAAUGUUGGUGCUUUUCAGAUUUGUUGUCUACACUUGGAACUAGUUUCAGCUUCAAGUAGUUUUGGAGAUUAAUUCAUAGUUAAUGGCAGUAGUGCAUUAUAUUGGAAAUUUUCUGUAGAAUUCAUUUUCCCUGCUGAUAAAACUUUCAAGUGUGAGCAUCUGAUGUGUGCUAGUAAGUACAGUGCAGUACAGAGGGUGGACUUCUACAUCACCAUUUUGUAGGAACACUUUGUUAUAGUAUAUUAAUUUUUCAAAUUAAAGGAAAAAUUUCCUCUUAUGUGUGACUAAAUAACUAUAUUUGGUAAAUGUGUUGUGCCUGUUGUAUUUGCCUCCAUUGUGGAUUUGACUGUCAUGUUGGCUCCGUAACUACUAGCAGCUGUUGAUAUGAAUUUUCACAUUUUUAAACAAGGAAUAGCAUAAAUAUAUAUGCACUGUUUUCUGCUUAAAAUUACUAUAAUUAUUUUGAUGGCAAAAAUGAAAACUUUAGACAAUGCUUCAGUGUGUUUCUAAAGCCUUAUUGGUAUUGUACUGUUUUCUAGGGUAUAUAUGAGUAGUAUUGACUGUACUAACUCUAUUUAAAUGUUACUGCAUAAUCAUAUUCUCAUAUUCUACUGUUAGUUCAACCAAUUCAAGAUUUCAAUACAGUGGAUGCUGUUUAUAUAUUUGAUCUUGGUUAAGAAUUUAUGUAUUUGUUAGCUUCAUUGUACACAAACUUUAUCUAUAAUUCUUUUACAAAGGAUUAUUUAUAUGAGUCACUAAACUCAUACAAGACAAGAAAGGCAGCUUUUUAAAAAUAUAACACUAAAUUAUACACUAUAAGAGCAAUUUUGAAUAGUACUUUUGAUAAGUAUUCCUUUCUUAACUUCCAUCUAUACCUUUGGGGCCAUUCAGAAUAGAACAUCUCAGAUAGACUUCAUGAUGGGUUAAGGCAGAUGUAUCCGUGAAGGCAGAUGUAUCCGGGAAGGCAGAUGUAUCCAUGGCCUCAUAUGAAGGCAUAUUUAUUGGUUACCUCAUACUGUACAAGACAUCAUUAUUCCACUGUUAUUUUGCCAGGGUGAGGAGUGUUUUAUUAUUAUUUUUUUAUAGAUGUAUGGUAUUAAAUAUUAUUUUAGAUUUAGGAUCACUUUUUAAAUUUUAAUUCUUCUUUAGUGAAGAAACGGGGUUGUCAUUUUUAAACUUUUUACAGAGAAACUGCAUGUCUGGAUGUAUUUAUUAACUUUAUAUAUAAUAUUUUUCUGUACUCAUUAACUUCGUGUAAUAUUUCUCUAUAAUUUAUAUACCAGAAUCUCUAGAUGUUAGCUUUAAUUAUUGCUGAGCAAAAUAAAUAUGUAUUCAUGGCUUUA
Messenger RNA from Lingula anatina, 3654 nucleotides. RefSeq names its product plasmolipin. Gene Ontology annotation, biological process: myelination. Gene Ontology annotation, cellular component: membrane. The record is from RefSeq and is a predicted model, not a curated record. Lineage: Eukaryota; Metazoa; Brachiopoda; Lingulata; Lingulida; Lingulidae. Gene Ontology annotation, molecular function: structural constituent of myelin sheath.